This is a messenger RNA of Recurvomyces mirabilis, 2007 nucleotides long. RefSeq names its product putative ATP-dependent helicase IRC3 (gene irc3). Gene Ontology annotation, molecular function: hydrolase activity; DNA binding; ATP binding. The transcript is spliced from 2 exons. NCBI's taxonomy places the organism in Eukaryota, Fungi, Ascomycota, Dothideomycetes, Mycosphaerellales, Teratosphaeriaceae. The record is from RefSeq and is a predicted model, not a curated record. The coding region runs from base 1 to 2007 and encodes 668 amino acids.
AUGCGCUGUCUGAGUCUCGCCCAUCAUGCGACCGCCCUGAAGCAAGCCUUACAAGGCUUGCAGCGGCCUACAAGAUGCCAGACCAACUUUAUCCAAUACGCUUCGUACCAUACGCGCGCCUUCCACUCGACUCGAUAUGUCUUCGACAAGGCCGCAAUACCUGGUACUCUGUCUGCUUCGACUCAGCUUCGACCAUAUCAGGAAGAGACCAUCAAAGCAGUACUUGACUAUCUGGCCAGAGGCGAGCGUCGACUAGGCGUCUCACUUGCAACUGGAGGAGGCAAAACAGUCAUUUUCAGCCAUCUCAUCGAUCGCGUGCCUGCGCCUACGCCUGAGGCCACGCAAACACUCAUCAUCGCCCAUCGACAGGAACUCGUCAACCAAGCAGCGACCCACUGCCGCAACCUCUAUCCUGAUCGCGAUGUCGACAUUGAAAUGGGCAAACGCGCAGCCAGUGGCUAUGCCGACAUCACCAUAGCGUCAAUUGCGAGCUUGGCCUCAGCAGAUCGAUUGUCAAAAUUCGACCCUUUGCGGUUCAAGCUGAUUAUAGUGGAUGAGGCUCAUCAUAUGGUGGCAUCAUCCUACUUGGGAAUGCUGGAUCACUUCGGACUGUUGGAGAAUGCCGAGCAGUCGCAUGUUGCGUUGGUGGGCGUGUCUGCGACACUAUCACGCAAUGAUGGUCUCAGUCUUGGCAAAGCACUCGACCACAUUGUCUACCACAAAGACUAUCUCGACAUGAUUGAGGGUGAUUGGUUGUCUGCGGCAGUGUUUACCACGGUACGAUCUGGGGUUGAUCUUAACAGCGUCAAGAUGGGCCGUGGCGACUUUCAGACUGGCAGUCUUUCGAAGGCUGUAAAUAAUCCAGAAGCGAAUACCGUAACAGUACGAGCCUGGCUGGAGAAGUGUCGUGACAGGAAGUCCACUCUUGUCUUCUGCGUAGAUCUUGCACAUGUCGCAGCACUCACUGGCAUGUUCCGACAGCACGGCGUCGAUGCACAAUUUAUCACUUCGAACACCAAAAGCGAGGAGCGGCAGAAGAAGAUCGAAGGGUUUAGGAAGGGCACUUUUCCAGUUCUGCUGAACUGUGGUAUUCUGACCGAAGGCACCGACAUCCCAAACAUUGACUGCAUUGUGCUUGCUCGACCUACUCGGUCACGAAAUCUGCUGGUUCAAAUGAUUGGGCGUGGUCUACGAAAGUUCCCGGGCAAGAUAAACUGCCACAUGAUCGAUAUGGUCAGUGCCCUGGAUACUGGUAUUGUGACUACGCCGACCUUAUUUGGGCUAGAUCCUGAUGAGCUGGUUGAUGAAGCGGACGCUGAUACAAUGAAAGAGAAGCGGGAUAGGCGCGAAAGCGAGCACAUACUUGAGCCUAUGGCGGACGAUCAUCCCAACGCUGUGCCCGAACUAUCUGGCAGCAUCACCUUCACUGACUACGAGGACAUCAACGACCUAAUCGAAGACACAUCUGGCGAACGUAAGGUCCGUGCCAUCUCUCCUUUUGCCUGGGUACAAGUAGAUGCUGGCCGCUAUGUGCUGUCAGCCAGUCAAGGCGACCUCACCAUUACUCAGACUGAUGGUGGUGAGUAUGAAGUGGUGUACAAGAAGCGCAUACCAGCUUCUGUGCAAGUAAAGUCACCAUUCAUGCGGCCUAGACGGAUCGCAAAAGCAGUGACCUUCGAGCAGGCCGUUCGUGCUGCCGAUACCGCUGUCAAAGAAGUGUUCGUGUUUGCGAUGGUUGCGAAGAAUGCGCAAUGGCGCUCUGCUCCGGCGUCAGACACUCAGGUCGCCUUCCUGAGCCGCUUCCGCGAUGAAGAUGACCAACUGACUGGAGGCUCAAUCAAAAAAGGCCAAGCGGCAGACUGGAUCACAAAGAUCAAGAAUGGUGCCAAAGGGCGCUUCAAUCGACUCGCAACAGCGAAGCGGAAAGUCGUCGAAAAGGAAGAGAAGAAACAGCAGUUCAUCGCGAAGCAAAGCACAUCAAGAGUUGCUGUAGGUCCAGUCGUGUGA